UUUUACAAAUAAUCGACAGUCGUGUGAGAUCGGUUGCGCAACGAGCCGUGCGGAUAAAAUCAAUACAAUCGUAAUUUUGCGUGGACUGAUGGAAAAAUGUGUCGAAUAAAAACUGUUUGUGUUCUCCUAUGUGUGGUACUUUGCUAUUUUGAAGCACAAGGGGCCGACAAAUACACAGAUGAGAACCGACCAUAUGAAUUUGGUUUCACGAUUGAUGGAGAGCAGCAUCGUCAUGAGAAAAAAGAUGAAAAUGGCAUCAUAAUGGGCGAGUUUGGUUUCAUUACUGCUGACGGUGUCUAUCAUGUAACAGUAUACGCGACGGACGAAAAUGGGAACUUUAAAAUAAUAUCUAUAAAGAAUAUUCGUGUUAAGCCUUAUCCAACUGCCCCUGAUACUGGAGGAAGACAGGGACAUUCACUUUCUUUUUCACCGACAAAACAAGCAUCUACACCACAAACGACAACCAAAAAUAAACAAAUCAAACAAGAGAUUAGUUCUUCUAUAAAAGCGUGUUCUGGUUGCAAAAUACCCACCACAACUACUACAACAACGCCUCAACCAAACUUGGCAAGUCCAGUUGUGGUUAAUAAAAAUAAUAAUUAUAAUAAUCAGUUCCCAGCCACUGGGAACUCUCAAACUUUAACACAAAAUAACAACAAUCAACAAGCUUUUAGACAAACUGAAAAUUCAUUUAUCCAACAACAAUCUUCACAGCCAAAUCUAAAUCAACCAAAUCCAAAUUACCAACAAGGGUCGAUUUCAAGUCAACAACAGCAAAAUGUGCCUCUUCCUCAAAAUUAUCCAAAUCAGGGAGUUGGUCAAGAAAAUAAUGUACAAAACGUACUUAAUCAACAAAACUACCAGCAAGAUGAAUUUAAUGUAGGACGGAAGUAUCUGCAAAAGUCACAACAAACUUAUCAGCAAAAGCCAAGCAUUGGACCAAAUUCUUUAAUACCAUCUAGUGUAGGAUCAAAUAUUCAACAAGGGUUCAAUGUUGAACAACAACAAAAACAAGGAAUAAUAGAUGGUCAAUAUCACUUACAACCUCCUUAUGAAGCAAUAAAUGAUCAGCGAACUUCAAAUCCUUCUCAAAGUUAUCCACAGCAGUCAAACACAAACGUACAAAAUUCAGGCCAAAACUAUCAGGCUAAUGCAGCAUUGAAUCAUGCACAAGUAUCAAAUACAAAUGGUAAUAACUAUGUUCAAAAUAAAGUUAAUCUAAAUGAACCUGAAAUCAUUAGUCAACCAAAAGGAGAUAGACAGCCAAAAACCUUUAUGGAUAUUUUACAAAGAGUUAACCCAGAACAAGAAUACAAAUCAAUAGCUACACCUACUUCACCAACGGCUAUUCAACAAAAUACUGGAAAACCAGUUCUUGUUGCAGCACAAAUGCAAGUAGUUAAUAAAAAUACUGAUGUUUACCACAGAAAUGAAGGAGAAAAAGAAGGUUUGCCAGCUGGUGUAACGAAGGGUGAUUUGACUGAUCUUUUAUAUACAUUUAACUAUACGGUAGGUUUUCACGGUCAUCAUGAAGAAGGAUACAGAAGUGGAGCGAAAAUUGGAUACUAUUAUGUAACGGCCAGGAAUGGUGUUAAAACCAGAGUAGAUUAUGUAGCAGAUGAAAAAGGAUUCCACCCACGAAUUUCUCAGGAGACUUUAGAUAUACAAUCCGAUGAAGUGCCAAAGCCUGAAACAGAAAAGGAAGCGAAGUAUGGUCUUAAAGGUUAUGAAUUUAAAUGGCUUUACUAUCCGGUCGAUUCCAAAUAAGAAAAUAAUACGAAAAAAAAAUAAUGAGUAAUUUUUAAAGGUAAUGUACAAAUUAAAAGUAUAUCUAUGAUUGUAUGUAAAACUAUUCGGUUUAUACACGUUGUACAUUUUUAAACUAAUGAUGCAUCUAACAUUUCUAAAAGUCUAUGUUCAAUGAAAGUUCUCAAAAUAUCGAUUGUAUAUGAAUUGAUUUUUCUUUAAUGUUUUUUUUAAUUCGCGAUGUUUUAUUUGUUGGCUAUUCGGAAUGGAGACAAAUCUAUUAAAUCUCGUUCCGUCGCACAGAAAAUGUAUUACCUGGUUACCCAGUUAGCUACCAGAAUCAAGAAUUUAGUAAAUAAAAAGCUUGAGCGUGUCAUCAAUAUGAAGCUACUCACGGAAAGUUAACUUGAUAUAAAAAUGUUUCACGGAUCCUGGGCUAGUUGCUAAUGGAACGUUUAAAAUUAUCAAAUUGUUGUCAAUGAAAAACCAGUAAGCGCAUGAAUUUUGAUACAAUGUUUAGUAUAGAGUUUGGCUAACAAAAGUAGACUGAAAUCGCCCGCAAAAUUUUGAAAAAUCGGAGUAGAUUCUCGAAAUUAUAGUGCAAAUAUUGGAAUAACUGAGUUUAAUUCUUAUAGUAUAGAUAGAAAUGUAUUCACAAACAAAAAAAAUAUCUAAGCAAAUUAUGAAAACGAUUGUUUUUUUAAUUUGUUUAAAUGACUUUUUAAAUAUGGCAGUCGAUUUCAGUCUCUACUUUCACUAGCUAAACUCUUAACUCUUAGUAUUUUGAAUAUGCAGUAAGUGAUAAGUAAUAUAUGAAUAAGCACUGCCAUGUAAGCUGCCAUUUAAUUUACCUACUCGUAAUUUUAAUAUUUUAAUUAGAUAUUAAAUAAGUAUUAAGUUAAUA
This is a messenger RNA of Bicyclus anynana (squinting bush brown), 2650 nucleotides long. RefSeq lists its product as uncharacterized. The transcript has 4 exons. The record is from RefSeq and is a predicted model, not a curated record. Lineage: Eukaryota; Metazoa; Arthropoda; Insecta; Lepidoptera; Nymphalidae. The coding region runs from base 97 to 1767 and encodes 556 amino acids.